GUUAUACCUCUUGCUUUUCCGUGCAACACAAUUAACUUACAUUUUAGGAGGGUUGACAUCCUACGUUCACAUUCAAAAAGAUGUGACUAAAACCUGUAAAAAUAAUAAAGACAUAAAACAACAUGAGGAAUAUAUACAUUUUAGGUGAACUGGCCCUUUAAGACACUUAGGUAAAGUUAGUUUAGUCACAUUAUUAACCAUCUUUAUAUAACUGCAGAUGUUUAAUCUUCCCAUCUUUUCUGUGUCUUCGUUUCCUCGUUAAUAUUUUUUUUGUGCGACAUGCAGGAAAUGUGACUUUUUUUUAAGCGACCUUUAAAAAAAUGAAUAUCACUUUUUCACCCGACCGGUUAGUAUUGGAGCGUAAUAUGAUAGAACUCCGAGGCUGCUUGUGAGGAAUCCGUGGAAUUCCACCGCAGAGGCCGCUCACGCGCGCUGCCCGGGAAGAGCGCGAGGCUGGGGGAUGGGGGAGUCUGCUGACUGGUUUUCAUCCUACUUCUACAGACUUAACCCUCAAGAUACACUUGGAGCGGUCAUUCUUUUAAAAUACCGUUAGUCGUUUUUGUCGUUGAUUUGAUGUUGACUGCUGAAUAUCAAUAACUCUUGUUCUUCAAUUGUGCCUUCGUUCAGGUGACUGGCUCUUUCCUGACGCCCAUUAUGCGAUAAAGCGCGAGAGAUCAGAAAACGUGCACUCUUGAGUCUCAUUCCUACUUCUUUACCUGAAAAAUUAUUUGUGCAUUUUUCACAAAAGUAUAUGUGCUUGGGAGAUACUAGUUUUUCACCCGGAGGGUAGUAUUAUCAGAAUGCACUGAGACUUUUGGUGAUAGUUGUUUCUUCUUCCACAAAUGAUGAUAUUAGGCAGAACUGACAGCUUCAGUCACCUCUGAAGUAAUUGCAUCCUUUUCCCUUCCCCAUUCGAAUGACGUGAAUGGUGACUGAAGCUGUCAAUCUGACAUCUUUUGUGUUCCACUGAAGGAAGUCUCACAGGUUUGGAACAUUCCUAAAGCAUUCUUUUAACAUAAGGAAGUGAACUGUCAUUCAAAUGGUUUCUUAGAGAUUCAGGAAGUACAUAUUUACCGGAUAAUAGUCUUUUAUUCUUUGGUGUUCAGAUCAGACCAAAUAAUGAUGAUUAAUUCAAUCAGUAAAUGCAAGAUCUGGCUCCUCUCUUUUCCAGGUUUAGGUGGUUCCAUAGUGCUGUUUAGUUGACCUUUCAACUCCAGUUAGUGAUUGAACUAUCAUUAAAGUUUCAAGUUCAGCCACAUGAGGAAGUCAGGACUUCAUUGAGAGUUUCAGCCUCAAAAGCGUGAGUGCAUCUCCAUCCAUGUGGGCCAGGCUGGAGUACAGAUUGGCAAUGCAUGCUGGGAGUUGUAUUGCCUGGAGCAUGGCAUCCAGCCUGAUGGCAAUAUGCCAAGUGAUAAGACCAUUGGUGGAGGUGAUGACUCUUUCAACACUUUCUUCAGUGAGACUGGCUCUGGGAAGCAUGUGCCACGAGCUGUGUUUGUGGAUCUGGAGCCUGCAGUCAUUGAUGAGGUGAGGACUGGAACCUACAGACAGCUGUUUCAUCCAGAGCAGCUCAUCUCUGGGAAAGAAGAUGCUGCCAAUAAUUACGCACGUGGCCAUUACACUGUUGGCAAGGAGAUUAUUGAUAUGGUCCUGGAGCGUGUCCGCAAACUGACCGACCAGUGCACUGGUCUCCAAGGUUUCCUUAUUUUCCACAGUUUUGGUGGAGGCACUGGCUCUGGUUUCACAUCCCUGCUGAUGGAGCGUCUCUCAGUUGACUACGGCAAGAAGUCCAAGCUGGAGUUUGCCAUCUAUCCUGCUCCUCAGGUCUCCACUGCUGUGGUCGAGCCUUACAAUUCCAUCCUAACCACCCACACCACCCUAGAGCACUCCGACUGUGCCUUCAUGGUAGAUAACGAGGCUAUCUACGACAUUUGUCGCCGAAAUCUCGACAUCGAGCGUCCCAGCUACACCAACCUCAACCGUCUCAUCGGUCAGAUAGUGUCCUCCAUCACGGCUUCCCUGCGAUUUGAUGGUGCCCUCAACGUUGAUCUGACGGAGUUCCAGACCAACUUGGUGCCAUAUCCCAGAAUCCACUUCCCACUAGUCACAUACUCUCCCAUCAUCUCUGCUGAAAAGGCUUACCAUGAGCAGCUGUCCGUGUCCGAGAUCACCAGUGCCUGCUUUGAGCCAUCCAAUCAGAUGGUAAAGUGUGACCCCCGGCAUGGCAAGUACAUGGCCUGCUGUAUGCUGUAUCGUGGUGAUGUCGUACCCAAAGAUGUCAAUGCCGCCAUCGCCAACAUUAAGACCAAACGUUCCAUCCAGUUUGUGGACUGGUGCCCAACUGGAUUCAAGGUUGGCAUUAAUUACCAGCCACCCACAGCGGUCCCUGGUGGAGACUUGGCCAAGGUACAGAGAGCUGUGUGCAUGCUGAGCAACACCACAGCUAUUGCUGAGGCCUGGGCCCGUCUGGACCACAAGUUCGAUCUGAUGUACGCCAAGCGUGCCUUCGUUCAUUGGUAUGUUGGAGAAGGAAUGGAAGAGGGAGAGUUCUCUGAGGCCAGAGAGGAUCUUGCCGCACUGGAGAAAGAUUAUGAGGAGGUUGGCACCGAGUCUGUGGAGGAUGAAGAGGAGGGAGAGGAGUAUUAAAGAUGCUUUAAGAGGCUGAUCUGGGACAAGUUUUACGCAAUGGCUGACAGUCAGGAGAGAAACUCGUCCUACUCCAGCACUUAAAAGCAGUAUUUACCUCUCUGCUGCCUUAUGAAUUCCAAAUGAUGGGGAACAAUGCCCUGAUGUGUGUGUGAUUUUAUAAGUGUUCUGUUUCGUUCUUUUCUAUGCCUCUAUUCUGUCUGAUUUCAAAGAAUCAUUUCUGUCUUUGGACACUUUUUGUAAGCUGUCUUUGUCUCUCACACAUGCUGUGAAGCGGUUUCAAAAUAAACUGUCAAAUGUG
Carassius auratus (goldfish) is the source of this 2947-nucleotide messenger RNA. RefSeq names its product tubulin alpha chain, testis-specific-like. The record is from RefSeq and is a predicted model, not a curated record. The transcript has 5 exons. Gene Ontology annotation, molecular function: structural constituent of cytoskeleton; GTP binding. Gene Ontology annotation, cellular component: microtubule. The coding region runs from base 1402 to 2646 and encodes 414 amino acids. Gene Ontology annotation, biological process: microtubule-based process. NCBI's taxonomy places the organism in Eukaryota, Metazoa, Chordata, Actinopteri, Cypriniformes, Cyprinidae.